GACUGAUUUUUUGAAAAAAGGACGACCCCAGAGUCAUUCCCACCACCAACUCCUAAAGCCUGACCGCCGACAAAUUACAAAAACGCAAUAUUUACACUCCUAAGCUCCCCAUUUCCAUCAGCAGCCAGACAACACUCCUACAACGACAACCACGAAACACAGCGCCUCUCUCUCAGUCCCCGAAUGGAGGCUCUCCAUCUAAGGCCAUCGCCGUUGCCCCUCGUGCGGCCUGAAGGCCGCUGCAAAUUGACUCCAUACUCCUUCCCUGGAUCUCACAAGAAGUUCAUUAGGCCUUUUAUCAAUGCUGCCCUCUCCAAACCGGCGGCGGAGGUCCCUCCAUUGCCUAUGUCGUCUCCUCAGCGUUCUUCUCCGACUUCCUCCUCCACAACCACUGUUUCGACUUCUUCGAAGAAGGUCUCCCCCAAUUCUCUCCAGUACCCACCCGGUUAUGUCGGUGCCCUACCUGAUCAUACAGUUCCUGACGGGACUAAUGACAUUAUAAAUGCCAUGGAGUAUUUGACGAAUAUACUGUCUUCUAAGGUUUAUGACGUUGCUAUUGAGUCUCCUUUGCAGUUCGCUCCUAAGCUGUCGGAGAGAUUGGGGGUCAAGGUUUGGCUCAAGCGAGAGGACUUGCAGCCGGUUUUCUCAUUUAAGCUACGUGGAGCUUAUAAUAUGAUGGCGAAAAUUCCAAAGGAACAGUUGGAAAGAGGGGUUAUCUGCUCAUCAGCUGGAAAUCAUGCCCAAGGUGUUGCAUUAUCUGCCAAGAAACUAGGCUGUAAUGCGGUGAUUGCUAUGCCUGUAACUACUCCGGAAAUCAAGUGGAGAUCAGUUGAGAGAUUGGGCGCAACUGUUGUUCUAGUGGGUGAUUCGUACGAUGAGGCUCAGGAAUAUGCUAAAAAAAGGGCCAAAGAGGAGGGUAGGACAUUCAUCCCUCCUUUUGAUCACCCGGAUGUUAUUGUGGGACAGGGAACAAUUGGGAUGGAAAUUGUGCGUCAAAUGCAAGCCCCAGUGCAUGCAAUCUUUGUGCCUGUAGGGGGUGGUGGGCUAAUAGCUGGUAUUGCUGCCUAUGUAAAGAGGGUUAAUCCUGAGGUAAAGAUCAUUGGCGUGGAACCCUCAGAUGCGAAUGCAAUGGCAUUGUCCUUGCAUCAUGGUGAGAGAGUGAUGUUGGACCAGGUUGGAGGGUUUGCAGAUGGAGUGGCUGUUAAGGAGGUUGGUGAAGAAACUUUCCGUUUAUGCAAGGAAUUGAUAGAUGGUGUAGUUCUUGUAAGCCGUGAUGCUAUAUGUGCAUCAAUAAAGGACAUGUUUGAGGAGAAAAGGAGCAUUCUAGAGCCAGCGGGUGCUCUUGCCCUUGCUGGAGCUGAAGCAUACUGCAAAUAUUAUGGCAUUGAGGACAAAAAUGUUGUGGCAAUAACAAGUGGAGCAAAUAUGAACUUUGAUAAACUGAGGGUUGUAACUGAACUUGCCAACGUUGGUAGGCAACAGGAGGCUGUUCUUGCAACUGUUAUGCCAGAAGAGCCUGGAAUGUUCAAACACUUCUGUAAACUUGUGGGACCUAUGAAUAUCACGGAGUUCAAAUACAGAUGUACUUCUAAAAAGCAGGCGGUUGUUCUGUACAGUGUUGGGCUUCAUACAGUUUUUGAAAUUGAAGAACUGCAGCAGCAGCUGGAAUCUUCUCAACUGAGAACUUACAAUCUUACAUCAAGUGACUUGGUCAAAGAUCACUUGCGUUAUUUGAUGGGUGGCAGAUUGAAAAUUCCCAAUGAGGUUCUUUGUCAUUUUGUUUUCCCAGAAAGGCCUGGUGCUCUCUUGAAGUUCUUGGACGCUUUCAGUCCUCGUUGGAAUAUUAGUUUAUUCCAUUACCGUGGGCAGGGGGAAACUGGCGCAAACGUAUUGGUUGGUAUUCAGGUUCCUGAAAAUGAGAUGGAUGAGUUCCAUAGUCAUGCCAACAAUCUUGGAUAUGAAUACCAUCUUGUAACCGAUGAUGAUAACUUCCAGCUUCUGAUGCAUUAACCAAGACACCCUGUGAUUUUUCAUCUGGGUUAUCCUACUAGGCCUAGGCUUAAUAGUCAGCAGUCGAAGCCAACUUCUUGGAGCAGAGUGUGAAAGGAAAUACACUAUUGCCAAGAUUUCUGUAGAAGCAAGCCAUUAUUGCUCUGAAGUGGAGAAGGAACCUUUUUCUUUUGCUUUGUAGUUGUUGGAUUUGGAGGGAGAAAAAACUAAGAAAAUGAGAGAGAAAUCUGCUGGAAUAAGAUCUGAUUUUUUUACUUUUUUUUUUCCUACGUAUUUUAAGCAA
Manihot esculenta (cassava) is the source of this 2293-nucleotide messenger RNA. Its product is annotated as threonine dehydratase biosynthetic, chloroplastic. Bases 184 to 2010 code for a protein of 608 amino acids. Lineage: Eukaryota; Viridiplantae; Streptophyta; Magnoliopsida; Malpighiales; Euphorbiaceae. Gene Ontology annotation, molecular function: pyridoxal phosphate binding; threonine deaminase activity. The record is from RefSeq and is a predicted model, not a curated record. The transcript has 9 exons. Gene Ontology annotation, biological process: L-threonine catabolic process.